GAAAUCUAAAAGCAGAAAAUAUGUGGCUAAGAUAUUCAAUUUUCAUGUACUCAAUAACACAUGCUUUAGCUACAGAAAUACUAUAUGAUACAAAAGAUUUUUCUUCAUCUUCGAAAAAUAAUUCAAAUGAUGUUUUACAUUCCUUAUAUUUUGUUUCUAAUAAUAAAAAAAUUAAUGAACAACAGUCAAUCCGUACUACUAAAUCAUCUGAUUUUCAAUUAACUGAAUCUGUAAUCAAUGAUAUACUUAUUUCAAACCAGCAGGGACGUAAUCUUAACAAUUAUGCUGCAAUCUACGAUGAUCCCGAAGUAAAAAAUGUAUUGAAACUUAAAAACAAUACUCUUUCUCGAACAUAUAUACAAAAUAAACUGUGCUCACUUGGUUUAAUGAAUUGCAACAAUCUAAAUGAAAGUGAUCCACAAUAUCUAUCUCGUCGGGAUAUUCAUCCUCAAGACAAUGUUUAUAUACAAUCAGUCAGAACUAAACCAUUAAGCAUACCUGUACCAGUUAUUCCCGUAAAUGAUCCUGAAAAUUUCAACGAUUAUAAACCGGGCAGAAUUGGAUAUAAUACAGUAUUUUUAGGAUUAACCCCUCCAUUAACAAGUUUCAACAUUCAUAAUCUUUCGUCAUUUAUUAAACAACAACCAUUAAUAAGCAGUUCUAUUAAUCCUACUAAUGAACAAUCCUCUACCAUUUAUAACGUUAAGCCAGUAUAUGAAAUUGGAUUUGACAAAGAUUUUAAUUAUGACAAUAAAUUUAUUAAUAAAAAAGAAAUAAUAAUACAACCUGAUUCUAAUAUUCAACAACAUAUUCACCAUCAUUUUCAUCAUAAUGAUGCAAAGGAAGGCAUUGUCCCAAUUAUUGGAUCUGGGUUAAUAAAUAAUAAUGCUUUCAAUAACAAUGGCCAUGAAAAUAUUGGUAGUUUAUAUAAUUACUACGAAGAACAUAAAAAAAAAAAUAACUUAUUACCUGAUAAUAGUUUUCUUGGAGAUUCUUUAAAUAAUAAUUAUGCUGAUCGUUAUCAUUUAUAUGGAAAUCUAAAGCACGAUUCUGUUUUAAAUAAAAUAAACAUACAAAGAGGGUUAACAAAUAAUAAAAAUUUCAGUUACAAGAUAGAACCAUUAAAUAAAUUUAACAAUUAUUAUGGAAAUAAGAACUUUGAAGUAAGUAAAGAAUUUAAUGUGAAUAAUAAUUUUGGAUUCAACAAUGAAUUCGGGCAAAAAAAUGCUGCUGCAAAUGGAUUAUCAAAAACAAAUUACAAUGACUGUAUAUGUGUUCUUUAUGAACAAUGUAUUAUGCUUGGUAAAGCUGGUCGUAAAGACGACCUUUAUUUAGCGAUCGACCCGCGUAAUCUUGGUACAAAUAUUGCAGCUGAUUCAAAAGAUUUAAUUAAGAGUUAUUGUUUGGAAUUCCGUCCACCCGAUGUGGUCAGGAGACCAAGAUGGUUGGAUUAG
Molecule: messenger RNA, 1454 nt
Organism: Ceratosolen solmsi marchali
Lineage: Eukaryota; Metazoa; Arthropoda; Insecta; Hymenoptera; Agaonidae
Product: GATA zinc finger domain-containing protein 14
Exons: 5
Coding region: 21-1454 (477 amino acids)
Source: RefSeq, a predicted model, not a curated record